This is a messenger RNA of Vicia villosa (hairy vetch), 1800 nucleotides long. RefSeq lists its product as uncharacterized. Lineage: Eukaryota; Viridiplantae; Streptophyta; Magnoliopsida; Fabales; Fabaceae. The record is from RefSeq and is a predicted model, not a curated record. The transcript has a single exon. Bases 1 to 1800 code for a protein of 599 amino acids.
AUGGAACAAGAAGACGACAAAUCACCACCUUUCUGGCUUCCAAAAACCAACAACCACCGCCGUCUCCGCCGCUCUUACUCCAUCUUCCUAACAUCAACAUCCUUCCUCGUACUCCUCUUCAUAACCGCCCUCGUUUUCGCACUUGUCGUGGUCCCCACUUUACGUUCUUUCAGUUCCAUCCUCUUCAAACCUCAAACCGUUAAACACUCUUGGGAUUAUUUAAAUCUCAUACUCGUUCUCUUCGCUGUCGUUUGUGGCUUUCUUACUAAAAACGACACCAACGAAACGCAAACGAUGCAAACGCAUACUCCGCGUUUUGAUAGAAGCUUCUCCAACCCUGAUACACCGCCGUCGUGGUAUGAAAAUUCUAAUCGGUCGUUUAACCGGUUGAGAAGCGUUGGAUCUUAUCCGGAUCUUCGGCAACCGUCGGAGUUGGUUACCGAUGAUGAACGGUAUCGGUUUUACGAUGAUACUUAUGUUCAUUUCCGUCAUCGGUUCUCGAGACUUGAAGAUGAAGUUCAAGUUCAUUCGGAAACGGUUACUUCCGGUGAAGUUUGUUUAUCUCCGAUGAGGAAACCGGAGAUGAAACCAGUGCAGGAUUGUGGAAUUGAAGAUGUUCGAGAGCGUGUAUAUGAGGUGGAAACUAUUGAGAAACCGGAAAUCAAUUAUUCCGUUACUGAGAAUUCACUACCGCUGCCUCCGCCGCCUCUGCCGCCGCUGCAACCGCUAUCGGUUCUGAGGAAAAAGAAAACUAGAAGUGCAUCUACAGAAAACGCAGCUACGGUCAGUUAUGAGGAAUUUUCCUCGUCGGUGCUGGAACAGAUUCCGGCGGUGAGGAAGAAGAAAACUAGAAGUGCAUCUACAGAAAACGCGGCAACGGUCAAUUAUGAAGAAUUUUCCUCGCCGAUGCCGGAACCGGAACUGAAUCUGCAUUCUCCGCCGCCGGUGAUGACGAGAACGAAACCUGUUCGAAGAAAUGUCAAUCGAGCAUAUCAAUCGGAAAUGAUCGAUAAAUUUGAACGUAAUGAUUUUGUGGCACAGAGUUCUCAACCGCCUCCGGCAGUGGCUCCGCCGUUAACGGCGGAGAGGAAGAUUGGGAUUCCGGUUAAGAAGAAGAGAGGGAAUGCAACUAAGGAGUUUUUAACCUCAUUGAGAGGAAAGAAGAAGAAACAGAGACAAAAGAGUGUUGAAAAUUUUGAAACCUUUCAAUAUACUUCUCAACCUUCUCUCUAUGUUUCACUACCACCGCCACCUCCUCCACCGUCGGUUUUUCAGAACAUGUUCUAUGCCAACAAGAGCAAACACAAGAAGCAUUACCAUGUUCCUGUGGCAACAUAUAAACCUCAGCUACCAAACAAGAGGGAACAUUCUAAUUAUAGAUUAGAGAAGAAUGUAGUGAUUACUGGUAAUGAGUCACCCUUGAUUCCUAUCCCUCCGCCGCCACCACCUCCACCAUUCAAGUUACCGGCGUGGAAGUUUAGAGUUCAGGGUGACUAUGUUAGGGUUGAUAGCAUUGGAAGUUCAAGGAGUGGUUCACCAGAUUCAGAUGAAAAUGUUGAGUCGCCAAUUAGUCGAGAUGAAUCAAGUAGUAAUAGUCCCUAUGCUGGAGAUGGUGAAGAGAGUGUCACUGAAAUUGGAAAUGCAAGUGAAGCUUCAAUGUUUUGUCCUAGCCCAGAUGUUGAUACCAAAGCUCACAACUUUAUUCUGAAUUUCAGAGCUGGGUUGAGGAUGGCCAAGAUGAAUUCCUUGAGGGAGAAGCAGGGAAUUGGGAGGUCUAAUCUUGGUCCUAUACAAAAGUAG